GGACGAACCGUGCGACCGAGCCCUACAAAACCCGCCCCGGCCGAGUGGCGAGGCGAGCUUUCCAGCCGGGCUCCCCGAGCCGCGCUGCGCAGGAGACGCGGUGGCCUGAGAGCCUGCGAGUCCCCGGACUCGCCCGGGCUCUGAGCGCGCGCCCACCAUGAGCCCCCGGACGGCGCCCAGAUCGCAGGUGCUCCUGCUGCAGCUCCUGCUGGUGCUCCUGGCGGCGGCGCCCACGGCCAGCAAGGGCUGUGUCUGUAAAGACAAAGGCCAGUGCUUCUGUGAUGGAGCCAAAGGGGAGAAGGGGGAGAGAGGCUUUCCUGGACCCCCUGGUUCUCCUGGCCAGAAAGGAUUCACAGGUCCUGAAGGCUUGCUUGGACCACAGGGACCCAACGGCUCUCCAGGACUUCCAGGACUCAGAGGUCCCAAAGGUGUAAGGGGAAUAACUGGAUUGCCAGGAUUUUCCGGUUCUCCUGGACUUCCAGGCACCCCAGGCAAUACUGGGCCUUAUGGACUCGUCGGUGUACCAGGAUGCAAUGGUUCUAAGGGUGAGCGGGGGUUUCCAGGACUCCCAGGGACAUUGGGCUACCGAGGGAUCCUGGGUGCUGCUGGUUUGAAAGGACAAAAGGGUGCUCCUGCUGAAGGAGAAGAUAUAGAACUUGAUGCAAAAGGUGACCCCGGGUUGCCAGGGGCUCCAGGACCCCAGGGUUUGCCAGGCCCUCCAGGUUUUCCUGGGCCUGUUGGCCCACCUGGUCCUCCGGGAUUCUUUGGCUUUCCAGGAGCCAUGGGACCUAGAGGACCUAAGGGUCACAUGGGUGAAAGAGUGAUAGGACAAAAAGGAGAGCGGGGUGUGAAAGGGUUAACAGGACCCCCGGGACCACCAGGAACAGUUACUGUGACCCUAACUGGCCCAGAUAACAGAACGGACCUCAAGGGGGAAAAGGGAGACAAGGGAGCCAUCGGCCAGCCUGGACCUCCUGGACCCUCAGGACUGCCUGGAGAAUCAUAUAGAUCUGAAAAGGGUGCUCCUGGAGACCCCGGCCCGCAGGGAAAACCCGGUAAAGACGGCGUUCCUGGCUUCCCUGGAAGUGAGGGAGUCAAGGGCAACAGGGGUUUCCCUGGGUUAGCAGGUGAAGAUGGCAUUAAGGGACAGAAAGGGGACACCGGCCCUCCAGGAUUUCGUGGUCCAACAGAAUAUUAUGACACAUACCAGGAAAAGGGAGAUGAAGGCAUUCCAGGCCCACCAGGGCCCAAAGGAGUUCGUGGCCCACAAGGUCCCAGUGGUCCCCCCGGAGUUCCUGGAAGUCCUGGAUCAUCAAGGCCUGGCCUCAGAGGAGCCCCUGGAUGGCCAGGCUUGAAAGGAAGUAAAGGGGAACGAGGCCGCCCAGGAAAGGAUGCCAUGGGGACUCCUGGGUCCCCAGGUUGUCCCGGUUCACCAGGCCCUCCAGGAUCGCCGGGACCUCCAGGACCACCAGGUGACAUCGUUUUUCGCAAGGGUCCACCUGGAGAUCGCGGACUGCCAGGCUAUCUAGGGUCUCCAGGAAUCACAGGCGUUGACGGGCCCAAAGGAGAACCAGGCCUGCUGUGUACACAGUGCCCUUAUAUCCCAGGGUCCCCUGGUCUCCCAGGGUUGCCAGGGUUACAUGGUGUAAAAGGAAUCCCAGGAAGACCAGGUGCAGCUGGCUUGAAAGGAAGCCCAGGGUCCCCCGGAAAUACAGGUCUUCCAGGAAUUCCAGGUUUCCCAGGUGCCAAGGGUGACCGAGGACUUAAAGGAGAAAAAGGUGAAACACUUCAGCCUGAGGGGCAAGUGGGUGCCCCAGGGGACCCGGGGCUCAGAGGCCAACCUGGGAGAAAGGGCUUGGAUGGAAUUCCUGGAACUCCAGGAGUGAAAGGAUUACCAGGACCUAAAGGCGAACUGGCUCUGAGUGGUGAGAAGGGGGACCAAGGUCCUCCAGGGGAUCCUGGCUCCCCUGGGUCCCCAGGACCUGCAGGACCAGCUGGACCACCUGGCUACGGACCCCAAGGAGAACCUGGUCCCCAGGGCACGCAAGGAGUUCCUGGAGCCCCUGGACCACGCGGAGAAGCCGGUCCUAGGGGAGAACUCAGUGUUUCAACACCAGUUCCAGGCCCACCAGGACCUCCAGGGCCCCCUGGCCAUCCUGGCCCCCAAGGUCCACCUGGUAUGCCUGGAUCUAUGGGGAAAUGUGGAGAUCCUGGUCUUCCAGGACCUGAUGGUGAACCAGGAAUUCCAGGAAUUGGAUUUCCUGGGCCUCCUGGACCUAAGGGAGACCAAGGUUUUCCAGGUACAAAAGGAUCACUGGGUUGUCCUGGAAAUUUGGGAGAGCCUGGGUUACCUGGAAAGCCAGGCGUCCCAGGAGCCAAGGGAGAACCAGCAGUAGCCAUGCCUGGAGGACCAGGAACACCAGGUUUUCCAGGAGAAAGAGGCAAUUCUGGGGAACAUGGAGAAAUUGGACUCCCUGGACUUCCGGGUCUCCCUGGAACUCCAGGAAAUGAAGGUCUUGAUGGACCACGAGGAGAUCCAGGGCAGCCUGGACCACCUGGAGAACAAGGACCCCCAGGAAGGUGCAUAGAGGGUCCUAGGGGAGCCCAAGGACUUCCAGGCUUAAAUGGAUUGAAAGGGCAACAAGGCAGAAGAGGUAAAAUGGGGCCAAAGGGAGACCCAGGAAUUCCAGGCUUGGAUAGAUCAGGAUUUCCUGGAGAAACUGGAUCACCGGGAAUGUCAGGUCAUCAAGGCGAGAUGGGACCACCGGGUCAAAAAGGAUAUCCAGGAAAUCCAGGAAUUUUAGGGCUACCGGGUGAAGAUGGAGUGGUUGGGAUGAUGGGCUUUCCUGGAGCCACUGGCCCUCCGGGACCCCCUGGGAACCCAGGCAUGCCAGGGCAGAGGGGGAGCCUUGGAAUUCCAGGAGUAAAGGGCCAGAGAGGAACCCCAGGAGCCAAAGGGGAACAAGGAGAUAAAGGAAACCCCGGGCCUUCUCAGAUAUCCCACGUGAUAGGGCACAAAGGAGAACCAGGUCUCAAAGGAUUCGCAGGAAAUCCAGGUGAGAAAGGAAACAGAGGCGUUCCAGGGAUACCAGGUUUAAAAGGCCUCAAAGGACUACCUGGACCAGCAGGACCACCAGGCCCCAGAGGAGAUUUGGGCAGCACUGGGAAUGCUGGAGAACCAGGACUACGUGGUAUACCAGGAAGCAUGGGGAACAUGGGCAUGCCAGGUUCUAAAGGAAAAAGGGGAACUUUGGGAUUCCCAGGUCGAGCAGGAAGACCAGGCCUCCCAGGUAUUCACGGUCUCCAGGGAGAUAAGGGAGAGCCGGGUUAUUCAGAAGGUACAAGGCCAGGACCACCAGGACCAACGGGGGAUCCAGGACUGCCGGGUGAAAUGGGAAAGAAAGGAGAAAUGGGGCAACCUGGCCCACCUGGACAUUCGGGGCCUGCUGGACCUGAGGGAGCCCCUGGAAGUCCUGGAAGUCCUGGCCUCCCAGGAAAGCCAGGUCCUCAUGGUGACUUGGGUUUUAAAGGAAUCAGAGGCUUCCCGGGCCCUCCAGGAAUCAAAGGCCCUCCAGGUCUUCCAGGAUUCCCAGGAUCUCCUGGACCAAUGGGUGUAAGAGGUGACCAAGGACGUGAUGGAAUUCCUGGUCCAGCCGGAGAAAAGGGAGAAACGGGUUUAUUGAGGGCCCCUCCAGGCCCAAGAGGAAACCCGGGUGCUCAAGGAGCUAAAGGAGACAGGGGAUCCCCAGGUUUCCCUGGCCUCCCUGGCAGAAAAGGGGCCAUGGGAGAUGCUGGGCCUCGAGGGCCCACAGGCAUAGAAGGACUCCCAGGGCCACCAGGUCGGCCCGGUGCAAUUAUCCCUGGCCGGAAAGGAAAUCAUGGUCCACCAGGCUUAAGAGGAAGCCCAGGUGAGCCUGGUCCCCCUGGACCUCCAGGGAGUCACGUAACAGGCAUAAAAGGAGACAAAGGGUCUAUGGGCCACCCUGGGCCAAAAGGUCCACCUGGAACUGUAGGAGACAUGGGACCACCAGGUCAUCUGGGAGCACCAGGUACUCCAGGUCUUCCAGGACUCAGAGGUGAUCCUGGAUUCCAGGGGUUUCCAGGCGUGAAAGGAGAAAAGGGUAAUCCUGGAUUUCUAGGAUCCAUUGGACCUCCAGGACCAAUUGGGCCAAUAGGACCACCUGGUAUACGUGGAGACCCUGGCACACUUAAGAUUAUCUCCCUUCCAGGAAGCCCAGGGCCACCUGGCACACCUGGAGAACCAGGGAUGCAGGGAGAACCUGGGCCACCAGGGCCACCUGGAAACCUAGGACCCUGUGGGCCAAGAGGUAAGCCAGGCAAGGAUGGAAAACCAGGAACUCCUGGACCAGCUGGAGAAAAAGGCAACAAAGGUUCUAAAGGAGAGCCAGGACCACCUGGAUCAGAUGGAUUGCCAGGUUUGAAAGGAAAACGUGGAGACAGUGGAUCACCUGCAACCUGGACAACAAGAGGCUUUGUCUUCACCCGACACAGUCAAACCACAGCAAUCCCUUCAUGUCCAGAGGGGACCGCGCCACUCUACAGUGGGUUUUCUUUUCUCUUUGUACAAGGGAAUGAACGAGCCCACGGACAAGACCUCGGAACUCUGGGCAGCUGCCUGCAGCGAUUUACCACAAUGCCAUUCUUAUUCUGCAAUGUCAAUGAUGUAUGUAAUUUCGCAUCUCGAAAUGAUUAUUCAUACUGGCUGUCAACACCAGCUCUGAUGCCAAUGAACAUGGCUCCCAUUACUGGCAGGGCCCUUGAGCCUUAUAUAAGCAGAUGCACUGUUUGUGAAGCUCCUGCGAUCGCCAUAGCUGUUCACAGCCAAACCACUGACAUUCCUCCAUGUCCUCACGGCUGGAUUUCUCUCUGGAAAGGAUUUUCGUUCAUCAUGUUCACAAGUGCAGGUUCUGAGGGCACCGGGCAAGCACUGGCCUCCCCCGGCUCCUGCCUGGAAGAAUUCCGAGCCAGCCCAUUUCUAGAAUGUCAUGGAAGAGGAACGUGCAACUACUAUUCAAAUUCCUACAGUUUCUGGCUGGCUUCAUUAAACCCAGAAAGAAUGUUCAGAAAGCCUAUUCCAUCAACUGUGAAAGCUGGAGAAUUAGAAAAAAUAAUAAGUCGCUGUCAGGUGUGCAUGAAGAAAAGACACUAAAGCUAAAAAAGACAGCAGAACUGCUAUUUUUCAUCCUAAAGAACAAAGUAAUGACAGAGCAUGCUUUUAUUUAGGUAUUUUUCUUUAACCAAACAAUAUUGCUCCAUGGUGACUCAGUACAAAGUUUCAAUUUGUUUCCCCACAGAACAAAGCAGUUCUUUCAAGUCAGUUCUGUGAUCUGGGUCUCCAAUCUGUGCUGUUUCAAAGUUCCCUGUGGCAAAGCAGCAACUAUUCACAAAAUAACACCAAAAGUCUAUUCCACUUACAUCCAAGGCACUGUCACUAUGGUGAUCGUAUGAAGUUUGAAUGCUACAAGUUAUGAAAUUUUUGGCCCACUGGAUUCCCACAUUUGUCCUCCUCCUGUCUUUAAGACUCAGGGAGGCUAAAUCAGUGUUUGAUUGCCCCACCACCCCUUCAUGAAACUUCAGACCCUGGGUAGGGGAAGAGAAGGGGGCAUGUGGUAUCCUGGAGCAUUGUGUAUAGAACUGGACUUUCAGACCUGCUGAGGACCGUAAGGCCUGAUGGAACACAGAACUGAACUGAGGUUCAUGGAUUUUCUAGGAAUGUUUCAAACAUGCCCACUGCUAAGGGCAAAAGGGGGAUUCCCUGAUGGAACCAUAAUACUGUUGGAAAUACUGUAUGGUUUUGUUUUGUUUUGUUGGUUUUUAAAGAUUUUUUUGUUUAUUAAAUUCGUUUCACUGUAGCUCUAAAAUCUGCUUGUAUUCAAAGCAUAUACAAUUUUCCCCCUUAGUGAAUUAGUUUUAAAAGGAUAUUGUUAUAUACAUACUAUGAAAUAUGUAUAACUUUAACUUCUCUUUUACCAGCAUACCCACACAAAUAACAAGAAUACUACUUAUGAAAUGUGUACUUUAUCCUCAUCCCAUAAAUGUUGGUGCAUAUCUUAUGUAAAGGAGCAGUUCAAUAAUCCACGAAUUAACUUAAGGCAUUUGUUGGUUUAUCAGACUCAGAAUCUAUUUUUUCAUUGCUCUGAAUAUGUCAUCACUCUAGGUUUUACAGAUUUAUUCCUUUGUUACUUCUCUAAUUCUUCCUUUGUUUAAAAAAAAAAAAAGCAACACUUUUUAUGUCAUAUACUCUUACAAACCAUAUUGAAAGAGUCCAUUGUUUAAAAAUCUUAAUGUAUCAAACUGUAUAAUUUGGCUGCUGUAUGUCUUAAACCCCACUUUUCAAGGUGUUGAUACAUUCCCAAGGUUACUUAAUUCAACUUAACAAUCAUGUUAUUCAGCACCAAGCAUGUCCCAGACACUACUAACCUACAGAGAUGCUAAGAGAAAAAAGAGACUUGUUUCUGAUCUAAUAUCCCAGAAAAAGUAACUCAUUGCUCUGUUAAGAAUCUCACAUAUACAAGUAGCUUCCCUCCCCUCUUGUUUUUUCUUCCUUUUCACUGCUGUUAUAUUUCAUUAUGAUAAUUCAGCAGGCCCAAGUAAAGGUUAAAAAUAAGGUCUAUGCCUAGGGAAACCCAGGGCUUCUAGUUUCUCCUAGAAAAGCCAAGAGAAGAUAAGGUCUGAAUAAUAGCAGAAAAAACAAGAUCUACAAAACAUUAAACUAGUGUUAUACUUGAUGAUAACACUAUUUGAUGAGUCUUAGAGUCCAGACACCAAGAGACAAAGCUUUGAAGAUGUUUCCUGAUCUACCUAGGUGGAGUUGGUGGUGCUGAUAUUUAAAUUCAGGCUACUGCUUCAAUCUCAAUUGCUUUGUAAGUGAAAAACGUGACCUAGAGGACAGCAUAGACUAUGGCCGUGGCUCACAUGGUUUAUAUCCUUCACUGCUCAUGUGUUUGCUGUCAAGCCAUUUUUACAUCUCAACUAAGAUAUGCAGCAUUUCAGUUAUUUAGAUUCACUUAACAAAUAAAUUUUUCUGCUUUAAAAAUGUCCCAUUAUCCCAAGUGUACUAUAGCGGCAUAUGGAGCUAGCUAAUCUCUACAAACCUACCGUAGGCCAGUAGUUCUCAAAGUGCGGUCCCUGGAAGAGCAGCAUCAGCAUCAUCUGGGAACUUGUCACAGAUGCAGAUUCUAGGGACCACUCCAGACCUACAGAAUCCGAAACUCUUGGGGGAGGGCCCAAAAUAUCUAUGUUUUACCAAGCCCACCACAUGAUUCUGAUGUACUCUAAAUACUGAGAAAACCUGUUCUAGACAAAUACCCAAGCAACAACUCUACAGGCAGUUACCCAGUACGGCUGGCUACAGCUGCUCCAUCCAUGUCUCUAUUUAAAGUUCAAACUCACAGGUGACUCUAAGGUCAUCUACUUUUACUCAUAAGUAAAAGCUCUAGACUGGUGCUAAUGUCAAACCACUGGCCUCCACUCAGGCCUCCAUCUUUUCAUGCCCUCUUAUCAGUAUUUAACUUCUGAGGAAGACAAGUGAUGCUAAGACCUGAAAUUUCAAUGAAGCCAUAUGAACAGCUGUUCAGUCGUACUUCUAAGACUUUACUUAGAAGUACUUCAGGACUAAGUUAUAGCUCAUAUGCAUUAUUUUCCAGAUAGCUUAUGAGUAGCUUACACAAGUAUGAAGAUUUAAUAUUACAGAUAAAAUGUAAACUGUUUCUUUAAAAUUGGGGCUUCAACUUUGGAAUUUCACAGUGUGCUAAAAUAACAGAUUUCUCAGAAGUCUUUCAGCAAGAUAAAUAUUAUUAAGUAACUUAUUUAUGAAAGUAUUAAAAUAAUGCUUACAUUUGAAUUUGAUGGCUAACUUACAAAGAUUUUCUAUGUAUCAAAUGUAACUUACUGCUACUAAACUUAAUUUAAUAUUUACUCUAUAACCAAAUGAAAUAUAUUUAAAAUAUAUUGAAUAUUUUAUAUUGUUAUAUCCUGACAAGAUUAUAAUAUUUUAAUGUACUAAUAUUUCUGUAAUUAUAUCUAAAAUAUUAUUUUAUUGUAUUGCCUAAGAAUAAACAUUUUUUAAAUUG
This is a messenger RNA of Macaca mulatta (Rhesus monkey), 8093 nucleotides long. It is a transcript of the gene COL4A3, whose product is annotated as collagen type IV alpha 3 chain. The record is from RefSeq and is a predicted model, not a curated record. NCBI's taxonomy places the organism in Eukaryota, Metazoa, Chordata, Mammalia, Primates, Cercopithecidae. Gene Ontology annotation, cellular component: collagen trimer. Gene Ontology annotation, biological process: extracellular matrix organization. Gene Ontology annotation, molecular function: extracellular matrix structural constituent conferring tensile strength.